UGCAUAUUUUGGUAUGCCCGGCACCAAUAAUGACAUUAAUGUUUUAGAAUCGUCACAUCUGUUUUCCAAUCUUGCUAAAGGUAUUGCUCCUCCCGCCCUUUAUGUUAUUCAAGGAAACGAAUAUGAUGUGGGUUAUUAUUUAGCUGACAGUAUAUAUCCAAAAUGGUCUACAAUUGAGCAAACCAUGCAUGAGCCACAAUCUCAAAAGAAGAAAUAUUUCGCGAUGAAACAAGAAUCAUGUCCAAAAGAUGUUGAACGUGCAUUCGGAGUUUUGCAAUCUCGUUUUACAAUUAUUGCAAGGCCGUCGCGUUUUUGGAGAAAAGAAGUGCUACAUGAUAUAUUAACAUCAUGUAUUAUACUGCACAACAUGAUAAUUGAGGAUGAGCGUGAUCUUAAUGCACCAAUUCAAGAUGCUUGGGAAGGUCCAACUCCAACAGUAGAAAUGGUAGUAGAUGAAAAUUAUCGAUUUGAACAAUUUUUAGCUCGACACAAAAAAAUUAAGAACAAAGAUGCUCAUUUUGCACUUCGUAAUGCAUUAGUAGAGCAUUUAUGGGAGCAACGUACUAAUCAUGGAAGUUGAAUAUUUAUGUAGAAAUUAAAAUAAAUUCUACCUUAAUGUAAUAGUAUUUAUUUAAUUAUAUUUUAUCUAUGAUUUCA
Messenger RNA from Lycium barbarum (goji berry), 657 nucleotides. RefSeq lists its product as uncharacterized. NCBI's taxonomy places the organism in Eukaryota, Viridiplantae, Streptophyta, Magnoliopsida, Solanales, Solanaceae. The record is from RefSeq and is a predicted model, not a curated record. The transcript has a single exon. The coding region runs from base 14 to 580 and encodes 188 amino acids.